Messenger RNA from Dimorphilus gyrociliatus, 353 nucleotides. The record is from the annotation of a GenBank genome assembly. Lineage: Eukaryota; Metazoa; Annelida; Polychaeta; Dinophilidae.
AAAUACUAAUUAAACUUUCCGCCGUGUUUUGAUUGUAACCAGCCAUUAAAACUCAAAUCUCCACAAAAUGGCAGAGACAAAGAUUAUAUAUCAUAUAGAGAAUGAAUCAACUCCAUAUCUUAUAAAGAUACCCAUACGGAGCGAAGUUAUUACUCUCGGCGAUUUGAAGAAUGCUCUAAAUAGACCCAAUUAUAGGUUCUUCUUUAAGGUGCCUGACGAUGACUUUGGAUUUGUUAAAGAAGAGAUUGGAGAUGAUGGUCAAGGUUUACCUUCAAUAAACGGUCGGGUUGUUACAUGGGUAGGUGCUUUGAAUAAAACUGCCGACUUUUUUACCGUUCUCAAUUAAAUAUUUU